AUGCCUUCCGUCGUGGAACGUGCAGAGAAGCUUCAGCACAGCGCGGUGGAACCGUUGCAGCAGGCCAUGGGAAAGAAGGUGGAGGAUCCCGGCGUCGUCGUUCCAGAUUUGAGCGUUGCCCAAAUCCGUACAUCAGGCAUGAGCCCAAAUCCAGCGAACGCCGAGAGCUUCCAAGUCUCGACGUCCGAACUACAUGCCGUCCGCCAGGAGGCCACCGAGAAGAUUGCAGAAGAUGUGCACAGUCCGACUUUGUUGGGGGGUAGUUCUUCUAGCGCUACGCGAGGGGAAAUCGUCAAUACUACUACUGAGGUUGCUGCCGUGUCAAAGGGACAAACCGUAGAGAAAUUGAUUGACGACGCCGAUGCCAGUGACGACCAGUUUCUGACCCCACCGGAACAAAGUGAAGAAAGUGAGAAGCACGGGUCUUCCAGCGUCGCGAAACGCGUUGUCGGUGCCAUCGGGGUUGCGUCAGCUGGCACCGCUGCUGCCUUCGGUAUCGGUAAGUCUGAUCAGGCAGCAGCGGACUCCCGCUUGCGUUCAUCAAGUGACGGAGCCAGGACUACAGUUGCGGGCUUGAUUCCAAAUGUGCGGGGCACCGCAGAUGAAACCGGCGAUUCGAGUCCCGUGCAGGAGGCCCAGCAAACGGGCCUGAAUGAUAUGGCUUCAUCUACUGAUGCCGGCAACUACAGCGGGUAUCUCUCCCCUCCUUCGGUUGAGACGCGCACUAGGAUGUUCGAGGAAACAGCAGCAGCCGCAGCAGCAGAGACGGGGGCUUUGGCAAGAGGGAAAUCUUAUUCCCUAAAUGGAGCAGACGGGGCUCCUGCGAAUCAGCAAACUCUGUCUCAUCUUGAUGAAUUUGAACAGGCUGACAUGCGCAAAAUGACAUCUGACGGCAUCAGCUCCAAUCCUACAUAUGCCUCUUCAGCCACUGUGGGGUGCAAGAUAACAAGAGCAUCCACAUUUGCGAGAGAAGCGAGCAAUUCACAAGAAAACGUAGCAACACCCUAUGUGACUCAACGAGCUGUUGGGGCGGGCUUGAGGCAGGUGCCAGAAUCCAGAUUUUCGAGUGAGAUUCAGGGUUUACCUCAGGAAUCUCGUUCUGCUCUAAUGAAAAAAGGCAGUGGUUUCAUAGAUGAGCCCAUCACUCAGCAACCGAUAGAAGAAGUGCUUGACCUAUAUCCGAAGAACCCGCUGAGGUCUGAUUCGCAGGUGCCACUCUUCCGGAUUCUUGAAGCUAUUCAGAACAUACCUGCAGAUGACUCAGAAGCGUACGGUAUUUUAGACCAGUAUCAUGGGUUUUCGAAAGUGAUUGUCGCAAUGUUGUCCCAGUUCGAAGAUGGAGCGCUGCAGGAACAAGGCUUACAUUGCAUUGUUCGCAUUCUACGCAACACUCAAUCAUCUCGGAAGGAAGUACUGGUACUGAACUCCUACGGAGACUGCUACAGAACGGUACAAGGAACUGCGGAUGCUGUGGUGCCCAAGGGCAACCCUGACAUUGACGUGCGUUCUUCUGGCGCCGUGCAAGCGGUUGUGCAAGCUCUGCACAAUUUUGAGUCAAUGCGCAGGGUGCAAUUGGCUGGAUGUGCGGCAUUAGCUGAGAUUGGAUCUAUAUCUACACCGUGCAAGCUUCUUGCCUGCGAAUACGGGGCGAUAUCACUAAUCAACAACGCUUUGCGCCAUCGAAGUACUCAGGCGGCAAGCAGUAUUCACGAUAUUGCCUCGCGGGCUGUGAGUGCCUUCUGCUCGGGAAAAGAAAAUCUUAGCUACAAGCAGUCCUUUACCAAGACUGGAACGGAGAAGGAGCUUCUGAACGUCUUGCAACUAUGGGGACUUGCAGAGGGGAAUACUUCAGAGCUUUUGACCACAGCGACGAAGAGUUGUUGUUCAGCUUUGCGUCACUUGACAGAUGGAUGUCCUACUGCCGGGGUCCAAUGUGUACAAGCUUACGGGUAUCACCACCUUAUCAGAGCAAUGGCAGUACGGCGAGAUGACGUCGCCGUAUGCACAUUGGUAGUCUCUGCAAUGACAUCAAUUACCAGAAGUUCUGGCUCAGCAGCCGAAAAGGGUCUCCAGGACUCAAAACCUCUCCGCGAAGUUCUGAUCACCAUGCAAGCUCAUUCGGACCAGCCGCUGUUCAUACGGAAGUGCCUCGACUUCAUGGACGCCUUGGGAUGUUACAGCAGUAUGAGGGAAGAAAUUGUCGCGGCAGGCGGAAUUCCGUUUGCUGCAGAUAUCAUAGAGCAAGGGGGCAACGACUCACUGCUGCUGGAGCGCUCCUGCGGUGUUUUGGAAAAACUUUGCCGAUCGCACGCGCGCAAUCAGGAAAUUUUGGCUUCUCACAACGGGAUCUCGUCCCUGACGGCUUUACUCACGACUCAUCAAGGACUUCCUGGCGUCAUCGAAAAGGAUCUGUUGGCGCUUAGCAGUGUCUGCGCCAGCAAUGGGAAGACUCAAAAGGAGGCGCUGAAGUCAGGCACCCCGGAGCAGGUCGUGCGUUCGCUUGGACUCUACUCAGCUCAAAACUCUAAAGUUGCAGCAGCAGCGGCAGCGACCAUGGCCGCCAUGGUAGUUCCGAGAAACACAGCCAUGUCUCAGAGUUUUGCCAAGUUGAAAGCUCCAGAGCUCGUUGUGAGGGCCAUGAAACGCCAUCCCGACAGCGUGAUGGUGCAGGAGAACGGCAGUGCAGCGAUAUCAUCUUUCUGUGAGGCCGAUCCACGGAUUAUUUCGAUGAUUUUGAAAUCGGGAAUAUCCAGCCUUCUUGUCGUUGCCUUGCAGCGCUAUCUGCACAAGCAGACGGCAGUGGUACAGAUCGUGCGGGCGAUGCGAGCCAUCUCGAACGAAGCUUCGGAAGAUUCGUACCGAUUCAAGUCCAAGUUGCUAACUGACAGAUCAAACGAAUCUUCUUUGUCAGAAGUUUUCCACACCGCCCUUUCUUAUCACAAGAAAUCGCUGCCAGACACAGCCAAUGUAAUUAUUAGCAUUUGUGCAACCAUCAACCGGUUGUGUAUGAGAUCAGUAGCCUUCAAGAACGAAAUUGGAAAGGAUGGCAUUGUUGAGGAGUUGAAGAGGUUGGUUGAAAGAACAGCCGAGUAUAGAGAAUUGGGAGCUUUGCAACCUGUAUUGGCCACAAUUUGCACGCUUGUGUUAGACUCGGAAGACAACAAGAAUAGAUUCCAUGCAGUCGGCGGAGUGGAAGUGAUACUGGAUGUCAUGCAGAAAUGGAAGAGCGACACAUAUGUCUUGGAGCAUUGUUGUGCAGCAUUACGCUACUCUUGCAACGAACACUUUGGAAAUUGUGACGAAGUUAAACGACACAACGGUGUACGGAGCAUUUUGGGCGUGAUGGAGCUUCACCCUGAAAAUGUUAAUGUUACCUUAUGGUGCUGCCUCACACUUGCAGACUUGUGUAAGGGAGACGAAGAACUACAGUCCUCCCCAAAUGUUGUACAAGGUAUCCGCAAGGUGGUUAGCGCGAUGACAACCUUCUCCGGCAACAGCAGAUUUUUGGCAAGUGCGUGUGAAUUUCUGCGAGCGGCUUCGAUAGAGAACGACGAAAAUCAGGAGCGAAUUGUCAGGCUUGGCGGCCGAACAGCGAUUGUGAGAGCAUUAGAAUCUCACCCAAGUGAUAGCUCACUUACCGAAACUGCGGCUUACGCACUGUUGCUGCUCCAGGAUGUACAAGAUGCUCGGAUUUCUGCCGAUGGCGAUUCUCAAAUCGGCUUCGUAAAGCGGCUUAGCCGAGAUCUUCGGCGUUCCUCCAGCUCAAACCGGUCCACUCGCUCUGGACGGGGACUUUUUGGACUGAAGUCGCGGUCGUUUAUCUCGAAGCGCAAGUCAACUGAGCAAAUUGAAGACGACGUACGUCUGAGCGAAGCUGCCGGGGCGGAGGCAGCACCUGAUCGCCUGCCGGCAAGUCGACCUUCGUUGAUAAGUUUUUCUCGUCGAUCGAAGGGUUCGCGCAGGAGCCGACGAAACUACAUUGAAGAAGUAGAGGAUGAUGUCGAUGAUGUCGAUGAUGUCGAACAGUUCGCAGACGGAGCUGACAACGGCUACGGGGAAUAUGGUCCAGCCCCGGUGCCUCUCACCGCUUCUGGUCCUCAUGUGGAGUAG
Messenger RNA from Chondrus crispus (carragheen), 4110 nucleotides. RefSeq lists its product as hypothetical. Lineage: Eukaryota; Rhodophyta; Florideophyceae; Gigartinales; Gigartinaceae. Gene Ontology annotation, molecular function: protein binding. The transcript has a single exon. The coding region runs from base 1 to 4110 and encodes 1369 amino acids. The record is from RefSeq and is a predicted model, not a curated record.